AUGGACGAUUUCAGAUCUGUUCAAGAUCUGGUGCUCGACAGUCUGUAUUUUCGUCAGUGUCAUGAGCGUCUCAACACGGUAAGGGUUGCCCACCACGAGACUUAUGAGUGGGUUUUCUGUCCCCCCGAAGCCGACAAGCCUUGGGCACCAUUCGUCGAGUGGCUCGAACGCGGCAACGGCUGCUAUUAUAUAAGUGGCAAGCCCGGUUCCGGGAAGUCUACGUUGAUGAAGUUCGUGGUCUCGCACCAGCGCACCAGCGCUGCACUCGAGAGUUGGGCAGGCGGAACCCCCAUUAGAGCCUCGUUCUUCUUUUGGAACCUGGGUUCGCCCCUGCAGAAGUCUUCGGACGGCUUGCUCCGCGGACUUCUUAAUGAUUUGCUCACGCAGCUGCGGAGCCUAAUAUCCGUCGUCAUGCCAGAUCUCUGGCAAAGGGCUGCCGUGGCCGGUGCCAGUCUCGACAAGUUCUCUUUGGACGAGCUAAAAAGAUGGAUUCGGAAGCUCCUGUCCCAAGACACUACAUCGCUAAAAUUCUUCAUCGUCAUCGAUGGCAUUGAUGAAUUUGAGGGUGAUCAUGACGAACUAGUGGAGCUGAUCCGUGACGUUGUCAAGAAUAAGAAUGUCAAGGUCCUCCUCUCUAGUCGGCCUACCACUUUUUCUGAAGAGUCAUUCAGGGACUGCCCGGUUCUGCGCUUGCAUGAUCUCACCAGGGGGGACAUACAGAAGUAUGCAGGAGAUUACUUGUCUGGAAAACUGAGGCAACGGCACGGAGCUCAAUGGGCAGCCCUGAUUGACGAAAUUACAGACAGGUCGCACGGCGUCUUUCUUUGGGUCGUACUGGUCGUUCGAUCACUGAGAGAAGGGCUUAUCGAUGGUGAUUCCAUCAAGGAAAUGGGUCAGCGACUGGAUGAGUUGCCAAGGGACCUUAAAGCGCUAUAUGACCACAUGAUCCGAAACCUUUCGCCCAGAUACCAGCAGCAAGCGUCCGAGAUGUUCCAGCUCCUGCUCAAGGCUCAACAAGUACAGUCUUCU
This is a messenger RNA of Cryphonectria parasitica EP155, 1029 nucleotides long. RefSeq lists its product as uncharacterized. Lineage: Eukaryota; Fungi; Ascomycota; Sordariomycetes; Diaporthales; Cryphonectriaceae. The transcript has a single exon. The annotation marks the transcript as partial. Gene Ontology annotation, molecular function: ATP hydrolysis activity. The record is from RefSeq and is a predicted model, not a curated record.